AUGGCGACCCAACUUUUGGUAUUAACCACUUUCCUAGCCGUCACAUGUUCUCUAGUCGUUGCUUUUGAGCCUAGUCCAUUGCAAGAUUUUUGUGUUGCCGACGCUACUAGCACAGGUUUAGUAAAUGGUCUACCUUGCUUGGACUCCAAGCUUGCAACAGCUGACCAUUUCUUCUUCAGUGGACUUCACAUCCCAGGCAACACCUCAAACCCUGUUGGUGGAAAAGUCACCCCUGUCAAUGUGGCUCAACUUCCGGGACUCAAUACCCUCGGCAUCUCACUAGCUCGCAUCGACUACGCGCCAAUGGGUGUUAUCCCUCCCCACACCCAUCCCCGCGCCACCGAGAUUCUGACGGUCUUGAAAGGCAAGCUCAAUGUUGGUUUUGUGACCUCAAACCCCGAGAACAAGCUCUUCUCGAAGGUCCUUAAGAAGGGUGAUGUGUUUGUGUUCCCUGUUGGACUAGUUCACUAUCAGCAAAACCUGGGUUCUGGAACUACCAUCUCUCUAUCUUCUUUGAGCAGCCAAAACCCUGGAGUCAACACCAUUGCUAACGUUGUGUUUGGAUCCAAUCCUGCUAUUUCUGAGGAUGUUCUUGCCAAGUCUUUUCAGGUGGACAAAUCCGUAAUUAGCGAUCUUCAAGCCAAAUUUUAG
This is a messenger RNA of Pyrus x bretschneideri (Chinese white pear), 651 nucleotides long. Its product is annotated as putative germin-like protein 2-1. The transcript has 3 exons. The record is from RefSeq and is a predicted model, not a curated record. Gene Ontology annotation, cellular component: cell wall. Gene Ontology annotation, molecular function: manganese ion binding. Lineage: Eukaryota; Viridiplantae; Streptophyta; Magnoliopsida; Rosales; Rosaceae. The coding region runs from base 1 to 651 and encodes 216 amino acids.